Molecule: messenger RNA, 1284 nt
Organism: Melitaea cinxia (Glanville fritillary)
Lineage: Eukaryota; Metazoa; Arthropoda; Insecta; Lepidoptera; Nymphalidae
Gene: NGR-A30
Product: cardioacceleratory peptide receptor-like
Exons: 10
Coding region: 1-1284 (427 amino acids)
Biological process (GO): G protein-coupled receptor signaling pathway
Cellular component (GO): membrane
Molecular function (GO): vasopressin receptor activity
Source: RefSeq, a predicted model, not a curated record
AUGGAAGGGUGCGUAAACUGCAGCGUCUACACGGAGCUGAACGACAGCUUUUACAGGAAUGACACUGGAAAUGUCACGGUCAUAAACAAGUUUUAUUUCUAUCAGAGCGCACAGCUGGCGGUGCUAUGGUUGCUGCUGGUAGCAAUAGUCGCGGGGAACGCGACCGUGGUGCUCGCUUUGUUCCUCACCAAGUCCAGGAAGAGUCGAAUGAACUUUUUCAUCAUGCAACUUGCUAUAGCAGAUUUAUGGGUCGGACUAAUAAGCGUUCUACCAGAUUUAAUACAGCGAAUAACAAUUUCUUGGUUCGCUGGUUCCGUGGCUUGCAAAUUGAUGAAAUAUUUACAGGGUGUAGUUACAUACUCAUCGACGUAUGUCUUGGUAGCGCUUAGUGUAGACCGUUGCGAUGCGAUCACGCAUCCUAUGAAUUUUACAGGAAGCUGGCGUCGCGCACGUGCGCUCAUAGUAGGCGCGUGGUUUCUUAGCUUCUUGUUCUGUGUACCGAUGCUGUUUCUGUUUGAUGAAGCUGAUAUUGAAGGAACCCUACAAUGCUGGUCCAGUAUAAAUGAAACCCAGUGGCGGAUAUGGAUGACGAGCGUUUUCUUGUCACUUUUCGUAGCUCCCGCAGUCACAAUAUCCGCCUGCUACGGUGUAAUUGUCGUCACGAUACGACAAAAAAGUCACAGGGUCCUCGGAAAAAGAGCAGCAGCUACACGACAAUAUAGUGACGACCUGGAUAGUCGACGAGCGAGCAGCCGUGGUUUAAUACCGAAAGCGAAAAUUAAAACCGUCAAAAUGACGUUCGUAAUUGUAUUUGUAUUCGUCCUUUGCUGGUCUCCGUACAUGAUCUUCGACCUCCUCCAAGUGUACGGCUAUGUUCCCAAUACCCAAGUGAACAUAGCUAUCGCCUCACUGAUCCAGAGCCUCGCGCCAUUAAACUCAGCAGCUAAUCCUGUCAUUUACUUCAUCUUCUCGAAUAGGAUAUUUAUCAGUCUCCGAAACAUUCCUCCAUACAAGUGGUUGUGGUGCUGGAUGAAGACAGGGGACAGCUCCGCGGUGAACGAAUCCAGGGCUCACACUGAACUCCUGACGUCAUCACACCGACGCACCAGACACGAACUCACAAUCCGGGUGAAGGAUGACAGUAUCAAAAAUCCAAAUCAGCAUCUACACCAGUGCAACAGUAACUCCCGUAAAGUUAGACUCCAUCUCCCUGAUACUCAACAUCAGAUAAACAAUAACUGUGACGCUCAAGCCCCAAGGAGACCGGCUGACACGUUUUUGUAG